Messenger RNA from Trichoderma aggressivum f. europaeum, 2385 nucleotides. RefSeq lists its product as uncharacterized. Lineage: Eukaryota; Fungi; Ascomycota; Sordariomycetes; Hypocreales; Hypocreaceae. The record is from RefSeq and is a predicted model, not a curated record. Gene Ontology annotation, molecular function: protein kinase activity; ATP binding. Gene Ontology annotation, biological process: protein phosphorylation. Bases 1 to 2385 code for a protein of 794 amino acids. The transcript has a single exon.
AUGUCUGACAACGUACCAAUCGACUUGGCCUUGUCCAUCACCAGUUGCGUUACCCACGUUGAGGAAGAAGCUCAGCAACAAGCCAUGUGGGCUCUUCCUGAAACUCAGUCCAAUGGUGGUAUCCCUGAGCUUCUCCAGCAACAGGAGGAGGAUGGCAAGCUGCAAAAUCUACGCCAAUAUCUUGCGUCGUGCCACAAUAUGAACCAAGCAGCUCAAACCCUUAACAGCGAUUCGUGCUGUUCCCAAGCUACCACCCUUGAGCCCGAAGGAAAACUGUAUCCUGCAAAAAUUACUUCGUCUCCUGAUUUCAUGGACAAGCAAAUGGAGGUCUGGAACGUGGUGCUGGCAGACGACAACUCAGCCCUUCUGAAAAAAAUGUUUCCUUCCAUGGAACAAGUACACGAUGAGUACUUCUCCAUGGAGCCCGUCAACGGCCAGCCGACGCUCUGCGUCUUUGAGCGACUGGGCAUAUCCAAGGCCGUUAUGAACCUGCUUCAUGGAGUUUUGGACGAUGAGGUCCUCAGCAGUGCCGUUGGCCUCCGCGGAGACAUCACGUACGGCCCUCUUGACGAAGAUGACGAUUCAAUCGUGGAAGACGAUGAGUCCGAAUUCGAGCAGCAUUGUAGCUUCUGUGUCUACUCCAACACGGAGUGUGGUCGACAUUUUCCUGUUGUCGGAGUUGAGUACAGGCCAUCUGAUCCUCCCAUGGUGCAAGAGAUUACCACUGCCUUGGUCGAGGAUAUUUUUCCGGAGCGCGAUGUUAUUGGAAGAGAGGAUGACUCCUAUACCUUUGUUUCAUCAUCGAAGCAGGUGAUUACUGCCAUCAUCACUCAAUUGUUUGACCGCAUGGUGAAAUCGGGUGUGCCUUACGGCUACAUCUACACGGGAGAAGCCAUCAUCUUUCUAGAGAUUCACGACGAUCCGUCUAUCGCGCACUGCUACGUCAGCAUCCCCGACAAUGACGUCUCUGCUGAAGAUGAAUCGACUCUGCGCUACUCUGCUGUCGGCCAAAUCUUUGCCUUCAUGAUCAGAGCGAUGCAAGCUGGACCCCGUUCGGUGCAGUGGCACGACCGAACUGCAACCCUUGACGUUUGGCGGAGCAGCCGCAGCGAGGCACUGCUCAACAUGCCGUCGUAUCAGAGUGCACCAGGCUCUUCCAGCGCUACUAGCUAUGGCGAUGAGGUGAUGGAUGAUGUCGACGCUGAGUACGAACAGGUCGGCCAAGACAAUGAAGUCGAUGAAAACAAUGAAAACAACCAAGACAACAAUCAGGGUGGCGAAGACGAGUAUGAGGAGUAUCACGAUUAUUACCUCGACAUUGACGAAGACAUGUACGUGGCCGUUGAUAUCAAACUGGAAUGGGGACAGGAUGGAGAGCUCAUCCCCACUCGAGACGAAGACCAACAAUACGCGCACCAGCACGGGGAAGAAGGCUUCGUCGAUGAUGGCAAAUGCACCUACUGGUUCGUAGAUGGCGAGGUCAUUGUUAGUGACAUUCGACAGCGCCAAUAUUGUACCCAAGAGUGCCUGCUUGGUUUGUCCGACGGAGCGUCUCUGGAUCAAGCUUGCCCCAACAUCGACAAGCACGGAGACGAGCACAUCAGCAAUCUUGAGUUUCUCCGCAUGGUUCAGAGCCAGCUUGCCCGGACUCGCCACGUAUCUGGCUGUUGCGUCUCGCUUGACUUGCAAGGCUCCCUGGGAGCCAUGUUCAAGGUCAUGAUUCCUUCUCACGGCUACACCUUCGUUGCCAAGGGUGUCACGGAGCAAAACGUGCCCCGUCUGUUGCGUGAAGCAGACACGUACACUAGGCUCAGAGACGUCCAAGGAGGAUGCGUCCCCGUCUAUCUUGGCAUCGUUCAGCUUGAAGCGGCAUUUGACCACGAUAGCACCGCCUACAGUCACUUCAUGCUUCUCAGCUGGGCCGGUCGCCCCGUGGAAAAUCUCACGGAAUCGCAAGCAAGCCAUGGCUUUGUCAAUUCUACACGCCGGGCUUACACGGAACUGCACAAUGCCGGCCUGGUUCACAAUGACGCGGAGCUGCGGAACAUGCUCUACAAUCCCCAGCUUGAUAGAAUCAUGCUUGUGGACUUUGAGCACGCAUCCAUCUACGAAUGCCACGUCGCCGAGUUUCAGUAUCGCAACUACCAUGCCACUAUUGAGGAGGUUGAAGACGAAGAGGCCGGCGGCAGUAGCAGCAACAACGAUGGCCGCGACCACAUCCAUAACCACACCCCUGGCCACAGCCACGGCGGUGGCCUCCGACGAGUCAGCCGGUGCGAGAAUCUGCGAAGGGAGUUUGAGGUUGCGUCUGAGCGAGAGCUGAGCCGCGCUGUCAACCUGAUGGAGAACCUCGCUCCAACGCUGCGCCCGUGGCACAUCGUCUAG